Molecule: messenger RNA, 2941 nt
Organism: Danio rerio (zebrafish)
Lineage: Eukaryota; Metazoa; Chordata; Actinopteri; Cypriniformes; Danionidae
Gene: anks4b
Product: ankyrin repeat and sterile alpha motif domain containing 4B
Cellular component (GO): plasma membrane bounded cell projection
Source: RefSeq, marked provisional
GGAGAUGUCCGCAAUGAUGGUCCUGUAAUUGUUCACCUCACACAGUUUUACCCGCUGGAGAAGAGAAGCAGCGAUUACAGCCAUGUCACGGUACCACAAAGCAGCCAUUGACGGCUAUUUGGAUCUUUUGAAAGAGGCCACCAGAAAAGACCUGAACACCCCGGAUGAGGACGGCAUGACACCCACUCUCUGGGCGGCCUAUCAUGGACACAUCGAAGCCCUCCAGCUCGUCUGUAGCAGAGGGGGGGAUCCAAACAAAAGUGACAUCUGGGGCAACACGCCUCUGCAUCACGCCGCAGCAAACGGACACAUGCAGAUCCUCAGCUUCUUGGUGAACUUCGGAGCCAAUCUCUUCGCUCUGGACAAUGAUUUCCACACGCCCAUGGACGUGGCGGCCUCUCGAGACCACAUGGACUGCGUUCGCUUUCUGGACAACUCUGCGGCCCAGCAGACGGGCCAGAACGCCAAAAGAGUGGCCCGUCUAAAGGAGCAGGCCACCAAAGAUGCAGAACGGCGAGUGAAGCAAUGCGAACGGGUCAAGAAGAAGCAUCAGAGUAAGAUGGAUAAAAUGUACCGUGGCGGAUCCGUCUCCGAGGGAAGUUCGUUUUCCGGCACCGGGACUCUGAGCAGUGAAAACAGUGAACAAUUCUCCAAACUCAUUGCUGCAGACACCAACGGAUCUAUUACAUCUACAAUCAAAGGAACCCUCCAGCGCAAAUUUGGCAAGAAGGACAAAGGCACGGUGAGCAAACAAGGCGACGGCAAUGUGAUUUUCGUCAAGCAGGAUAGUGGCUCGCAAGAAAAACCCGAAUUCGUUGACGUCUUCAAUGAGCAGGAUGAACUUCAGGAUGAUGAUGAUGGUGAUAGAAAUUCGGAUGAGGAAGGAGCGGGGAAGGGGAAGUCUAUUUUUGAAAGACCAGGUCUUGGGAAAAUGGUCUUUCGGCGCAAUUUCUCAAUGGAAAUGGCUAUGGAUCCUGAAGACCUCCCAAUCGGUAAUACAGAAGACCUAGGGUAUUUAAUCCGUCAGGAGUUGUUUGAAACCGUGGAUGAAGGAUUGGAAGGUUUGGAUGAAGAUGCAGAGCUGCCCUGGAAUGAAGAGGAGAUUGGUUUGAAUGAGGAGGAGGAGGAGACCUCUCAUUUGGAUUCGUUUUUGGCAUCGAUCGGGCUGAUGGACUUCGGGCCGGUGUUCACCCGCGAACACUUGGACCUGGAAGCUUUGAUGCUGUGCACUGAUGAGGAUCUGAAAGGGAUACGCAUUCAGCUGGGCCCACGGAAGAAGAUCCUGGAGGCGUCGAGUCGCAGGAAAGCAGUUCUGGAUCAGCCCGGAGCAUUGAAAGACACUUUCCUUUAAGAGAAGACUUUGCGGUAGGGAUUAAUGAAUUUGAACAUGAGAUUGUCAUGCAGAUUUGUCUACUCUGUGAUCAGCUGUGAAUCUCCAGAAUAAUAAUAACACAUAUAAUGACGUUUUUACUCACUUCAUAGCUUCAGUCAAAUGUUAAUAAGUCCUUCUUUAAGUCUUCUCACACAAUAAAGCAUCCAACAUAUUUCAUAAUAGCAUUCUGGGCUACGUUUUAUUACCAGGAAAAUUAUAAUAAGAAGAACUCUUGUCGUUGUCGUAUUUAUUAAUCCUGUAAAAUCCAUUGAAAGUAGUUUAAACUUCUGUUUAUUUUACAAUUUUUUCCGUUCAGCCCUACUUUGUGUCAAGUUCUGCAGUACACAAACGUUUACGUUAUUUCUAAUGUCUUGUUUCCAUUGAGCGGUACAGUUCGGUACGGUACAGUACAAGGCGGCCCUUAAAUAAAUUUGAAUUUCCCAUAACAUGACUUUAAAACACUUCUAACGUCAAGACAAACACUAAUCCACAAAUUGAUGGACUCCACCCACCUUCUACUUAAACCAAUCAGAUACCAGCAAUGUGGUGCUGAGCACUCAUUCUCAACCAAUCACGCUUUGCCUUACAAUCAGAGCGGGACCAGCCGUGAUUAACCAGUCUUUUCAAAAUGGACGGCCAGGAUAGUAGUGAUGGGAAGUUCGAAUCAUUAUACUGACUCGGAUCUUUGAGUCUUGUUCAUCGAGAUGAACAAAUCUUUUUUCGAGUCAUUUUGUUCAUUUAGUUCAAUUUGCCAAAAUAUUAUUAAAAUGUUACGAAUUGCUUCCAAACACAUUUACAACUAGCCCAAACUGUUGAUCGCACGACAAAUAAGUCAAAAAUAGAAGACUAUAAGGAGAAAAUAAUGUUUACCUGCUGUUUUGUCUGUGAAGGUAUAGUUGUCUCCUUGCUCAGCUCACCUCCUCAUGUCUUCAAAUGUCAGUGGUACGUUCACGUUACACUGACAGUCACAUAUAAUCUUAACCAAAGUAUACAGUCUGAGCCAAUAGGAGCCAUGAUAAUCAGUUCACCUUUCAAUUCAAUUCUUUUUUCGGCUCUAAACGCAUAUGAUUGGCUUCUGCCUUUCCGCAAUGAACGACUCAAAAGACUUGAAAUGAACGACACCACCUGCACAAAAAAGUGCGGAUGAACGAAUCACUCCCUGAGAGGACUCGUAGUUCCCAAAUCAUAUUAAAGAUUCAUUUAAAGUGAACGAAUCGUUCAUGAACGACCCAUCACUACAGGAUAGUCAAGACAGGUCAAUGUUGCUCAACACAGCAUUGUUGUAAUAAUACGGAGCUGUCCUUUUUAAAGAGACUGGUUAAUGGACUGCAUGAUCUCCUCUGCAUUUGCGCUCUGCUAGCAUGGUUACUUCUAGAGCAGCACAGCGAUCACUGUAUGCGGAUGGUACAGGAGUGGACUAUAGAUUACACUAAAUUAUUUAAAUGAGCUUAUUUACAAAAAAAAGUGUUCCUUUAAGUGAUCCACAUGCUUGUUUCUUUCUUUUUUCCCCCUCAAUAAAUUACAUUUCACUAUCUUUUACAAUAAAAUCUUCAUGAACCAGAAAUGAAA